GAAAUGAUCAUUGGAGGAGUUUUGGACGGAAGCGUGACUCUGUUAUUUUACUUUGUCACAGUCACACAAUGACGCACGCUCCUCCUUGCUUCAUUUUCCUUCCCAACUUCCAUGAACGAAAUUUAAAAUAAAAUUCAGUUGCACCCUCCGUCUCCGCAACUCACACGCCACUUCCCUCAUUUUCAUCUUUCACUCUCUCUGUUUCCCAAUUCGAUCUCUGUUUUAGCUGUGGAAAUUUGAUCUGUUUUGGCAACUGAAGCUGUUCGAUCGAUGCCUAUUUGAAUCUUAAGUUGGAGCGAUAGUUGAAUCGGUUGCGAUCUGGUUCCGGCGAUGGAAGAGUUUCUAUUUUGGUGCUUUGUUUAACUACGUUACUUCGGUGUUCGUGGAGCUUGAAGCUCUGUUUCAACCACCGGCACUUGUUGUUUGAUUUCGAGCAUUGGUUGUGGUGAAAUUCUUAGUACGUGCGUGCUCAAGAGCGAGCUAAGUUUGCAGUGAUCUGAAGACUUAGAAGUAGAAGCUUCGUUCACAAUGCCGGGUUUUAGGGCGAAAAUUAGGGUUGGAAUUUUGAUUAUUAUAGUCGUUGGAAUUUGUCUUUCUGCUUUGUAUGGUUUGUUGAAGCCUAUUUCUAAUGGGUGUAUCAUGACCUACAUGUAUCCAACGUACAUUCCUAUUUCCUCGUCCCAAAGCGUUUCACCAGUGAAGUAUGGCUUGUACUUGUACCACGAGGGAUGGAAAAAGAUAGAUUUUAAGGAGCAUCUCAAGAAGCUCAAUGGUGUGCCCGUGCUUUUUAUCCCAGGCAAUGGUGGUAGCUUCAAACAGGUGCGAUCUUUGGCAGCAGAAUCUGAUAGGGCAUAUCAGAAUGGCCCCCUCGAGCAUGCAUUUUAUCAAGAAGCUUCCCUAAGACCUGAAGAACGGGGUGCAGAUAUAAAUUUAUCUGGUUUCCAAUUACCCAACCAGUAUACCAGCAGGCUAGACUGGUUUGCUGUUGAUCUUGAAGGUGAACAUUCUGCCAUGGAUGGUGCGAUUCUUGAAGAGCACACUGAAUAUGUUGUAUAUGCUAUACACAAGAUUUUGGACCAAUAUAAAGUGUCUUAUGAUGCUCGAACAAGAGAAGGUGCUGCAGUUUCUGGGAGUUUGCCAAAAAAUGUGAUAUUGGUUGGUCACUCGAUGGGUGGUUUUGUUGCUAGAGCUGCUGUUAUUCACCCUCGUCUUAGGAAAUCAGCAGUUGAAACUGUUCUUACACUUUCAACCCCACAUCAAUCACCUCCUGUGGCAUUGCAGCCAUCAUUGGGUCAUUACUUUGCACGUGUAAAUUCAGAAUGGAGGGAAGGAUAUAAGGUUCAGACCACUAACACAGGGCGUUAUGUGUCUGAUCCUGUACUCUCUCAUGUUGUUGUUGUAUCUAUUUCUGGUGCAUACAAUGAUUACCAGGUACGAUCAAAAUUAACAUCACUUGAUAAUAUUGUGCCCCCAACGCAUGGCUUCAUGAUCAGCAGUACAGCCAUGAAAAAUGUGUGGUUGUCAAUGGAACAUCAAGCUAUUUUAUGGUGUAAUCAAUUGGUUAUCCAAGUAUCACACACACUUCUUAGUUUGAUAGAUUCCAGAACAGGCCAACCUUUUCUGGAUACUCAAAAGAGACUUGCCAUUUUUGCAAGAAUGCUGCGGAGUGGAAUAUCACAUAAUUUCAAUGGGAUGAUGCAGUUACCCUCUUCUAAACAGUCAACAAACAUUCCUAUCCAGAAUACAAAAGAUGCCACUGGAUCUCAAGUGCAUAGGCCGAUUGCAUGUCCUUCCAAUAUUCAUUGGAAUGAUGGGGGCCUUGAUAGAGACCUAUACAUUCAGAUAAAUGAGGUGACUGUGUUAGCAAUGGAUGGUCGAAGGCGGUGGCUGGACAUACAAAAAUUGGGGUCAAAUGGAAAAAAUCAUUUUGUGCUUGUGACCAAUCUUGAGCCAUGUUCUGGAAUUAGACUUCAUUUGUGGCCUGAAAAGGGGAAAUCUGCUUCAAAUUUGCCUCUCAAUGAUAGGGUUGUUGAAGUAACAUCAAAGAUGAUGCGCAUUCCCUCAGGUCCAGCGCCCCGACAGCUUGAACCUGGCAGCCAGACUGAGCAAGCUCCUCCAUCUGCUGUAUUUUGGUUGGGUCCUGAAGAUAUGCACGGUUUCAGAUUUCUUACUAUCUCAGUUGCACCUCGUCCGACUGUUUCAGGAAGACCACCACCUGCAGCAUCCAUGGCAGUUGGAAAGUUCUUUAACCCAGGGGAAGGAAAUCAGGAGUUAUCUCCUUGGUUUAUGCUUCAAUCUACCUAUUCUCAGAAGGAUUUGUUGUUGGAAGAAGCUCAUCCUCUGGCUGUCAAAUUAUCAUUUGCCAUCAGUUUGGGUCUUCUUCCUGUUACUUUGUCUUUGAAAACUGUUAGCUGUGGAAUUAGAAACUCUGGACUUCCAGAAGAGGAAGCUGGAGACCUUGAAAGUAGUAGACUCUGCAAAUUGCGCUGUUUUCCACCUGUUGCACUUGCUUGGGAUGAUACAUCUGGUCUUCAUAUAUAUCCAAAUUUGAACAGUGAGACAAUUGUUGUUGAUUCCUCACCAGCACACUGGGGUUCAACUCAGCAAUCUGAAAAAACCGUUGUUCUUUUGCUGGUUGAUCCACAUUGUUCUUAUAAGAGUAGCAUUUCAAUUUCAGUCAGUGCUGCUGCAAGUAGGCUUCUGCUGUUGUAUAGUCCGAAGAUAGUUGGUUUCUCUAUUGCUGUUCUUUUCUUUGCUUUAAUGCGGCAAGCAUAUUCAUGGGAUCUUGAUCUGCGGAUACCAUCAAUGCUCACUGCUGUGGAAUCCAAUUUGACACUAAUAUCACAUUUGUUUCCCCUAGCCAUUCUACCCAUUUUCUUUUCCUUUUUCCUUUCGUUGUUGAUGUCUCAGCCACUUCCUCCAUUUGCUAGCUUCAUUGGCAUCUCUCUAAUUUGUUAUAUAUUCGCAAACGGGUUCAUUGCUAUUCUAAUUUUGAUAUCUCACUUGGUAUUCUUUGUGGCUGCUGUUAUCCAUAUUUUCAUCAAGACAAGGUGGCAAAUGUGGGAACGGAAUGUUUGCUUUAUUUUUCUUCGUUGGUUUGUUAAUAAUUCCUCUAGCUUCUUUUCUCUAAAGGUGGUUCAGGUUCUAAGAGCAAAUCCAGUACUUGUUUUGGCACUCACUGCAAUGGUCUUGUCAAGCUUGGUUCAUCCAUCCUUUGGUCUCCUUAUACUUCUGUUCUAUCACUUCUUCUGCUGUCACAAUGCACUAUGCAGUUUCCUGACGGCAUCUUGUCGCACCCAAGAACAGAAUAAUGAAAAUUUUGAUUGUAACAGUGAAGGCUACAAUGGGUCUGAAAGGCUAAAGUUCAAAUUUGAUGGAAGUUUUAACAGGACUUUCCCUUCAGAAGACAACUCCAACAGUCCAGACUCAUCAAAAAGUUUUGGUGACUCCCAGUUAGAUUUAUUUCACCAUUGCCAUGGCUUAUUGAUAUUGCAUCUUGUUGCAACAAUGAUGUUUGCACCAUCUGUUGUAGCUUGGUUCCAGAGACUGGCAUUGGGGGAGAGCCUCCCAUGGCUCCUGGAUUCAGUGCUAUGUAUUGGCGUCAUUCUUCAUGGCAUCUGCAACUCAAAGCCCGAGUUUAACUCCUCCUUCUUGUCCUUUACUGGGAUCCCCAUCCGCAAUGUUCAGCUAUAUUUUAUCUAUCUCAUUGCUGGAUACUGGUCCUAUUUUUCUGGUCUGACUUUGGCUCCAUACAGAGCGUUUUAUGCUAUGGCUGCUGUGGGGGGCAUUUCCUUUACUUUAAGGAUGAUGCAUAGACGAAACAGAGAAAAGAAAGAGGUUACUUAUAGCAGCCGAAAGCAUUCUCACAGGCAUUGACAAUUUUGAAAACCACUUUUGUAGAACCAGAUAGUAGGAUGCCACGUGUAUGUAUGUGUAAUUGUUUUGACGAUGACGACUAAUGAGUGACAUUUGCCAUCGAGAUGGUGCGCCUAGGUCAUUGCUUUUAGAUAUUUGAUUUCUAGUAAAACCAGCAGGCUUUUCUGGUUUAAUGAGUAUAUGCUGGUAUUCAUGUGAGUGUAAAAACUGUUGUUGUAACAUUUAGAUGGUUAGGAUUAGUUUCCUUUUCCCGUGCCAUUGGCCUUUUUGCUGUUGUAUCAUCGUUGUACGAGGAUAUUCCACAAACACUGCAAUUUUGCCUGAUUGUUUUGGUGAUCUUAAUCUUACGUGAGAUUGAUCUU
Abrus precatorius (Indian licorice) is the source of this 4238-nucleotide messenger RNA. RefSeq lists its product as uncharacterized. Bases 529 to 3876 code for a protein of 1115 amino acids. The record is from RefSeq and is a predicted model, not a curated record. Gene Ontology annotation, molecular function: hydrolase activity, acting on ester bonds. Lineage: Eukaryota; Viridiplantae; Streptophyta; Magnoliopsida; Fabales; Fabaceae. The transcript has 19 exons.